Messenger RNA from Spodoptera frugiperda (fall armyworm), 1280 nucleotides. RefSeq lists its product as uncharacterized. The coding region runs from base 236 to 985 and encodes 249 amino acids. Lineage: Eukaryota; Metazoa; Arthropoda; Insecta; Lepidoptera; Noctuidae. The transcript has 4 exons. The record is from RefSeq and is a predicted model, not a curated record.
UCCCAGUAGUUACAUAACACCACAAAUACCUGCCCAUACAUUCGAUUUAUUUGAAAAAACAACCAUUUCGCCACUAAACCGAACAACAAUAGGACCAUUAGGAGAUGUCAUCGUGCGUGCAAACAAAAGAAGUCGGGAAGAGAUAAAACAACGGAACACGGACAGAGCACUUCAAACUAUCAGAGACCAUUGUGGCCGCUACCUGGUCCCAGUUGCACUUCAACCACCGCACAAAAUGGUUGCAAUUUAUUUCUUACUGUCUUUAAGUAUCGCUUAUGUUUCCGCGGAGCAUACGGGCGCGUACUCAUCACCUCAGUACGCGAAAAAGAUGUAUCCUAAGAAAGGAUAUGACACGAACGAGUUGCUGCCCCGGGAUAAGCCUCCAGUGCUGUUCAAAGAUGAGCCGGAUCAGGGUUCCAUCGCCAGAUUCGACAAUAACAAUGAUACGUCCCUGUACGGGAGGUCAUCAUUUCUGGACGCAGCGGGGAGUUUCCUCAGUGGAACAGGAGGGCAGGUGGUGACCAGUAUAGCAAGGGACUUCAUCGCUCGGUCCACAGGCAGCAGUCAGGUACUAAGUCUAAACUUGACAAACCUAGUGAUCCUGAUAGUGCUGAAGGCGUUGAUCCUGGCGGCUGGUUUCUUCGGCGCAGGCGCAUGGAAAGGCGGACACUACUACGGAAGGAGUCUCGACGACAACAAAAACGUGACCUACAUAAGCGAAGACGAGAUCCUGCUGUACCUGAGCUACUUGGCUGGUCAACAGAAGAAAGACUACGGCUGUCUGUACCUGCUGUCGUGUCAACGACCUCAGCAGGCCAGCAUGUAUUCUUCUGGAGCUGAACUGCUGCUGCAAGGCACCAGGAUGUUGCAAGGAGACAGCGUGGACUUGGAGCCGUAUGCAGAAAUAGCGAUGGGCAUCAAGCAAGCAGCCGAAUGGGGCGAAGGAGGCAUGAACUGCGACACUCGGUACAAGUGCGGAGAGUAACAAGGCUGAAACUAAAUUAUUUAAAUACUAUUUUUAAUCAUAUAUUGAUAGUAGAAUAAUCUCUUGAGCUUAAAACAGUUAUUGUUGUAGAAAUAAAUAUCAAUACGUUUCAAACAAAAUACUAUAAAUAAGUGUAUAAAAAAUAUUUACGAGGUUGUAAUUUGAAGUAAUAUACUAGGUUUCUUAUACUGGCCAAACUUACAACCUACAAAACAGUUAUUUUUUGUAGAAUUAAAUAGCAGUACAAUUCAAAUAAAAAGCUACAAUUAAGAGCAUAAAUCAUAUUUAAUAAGUU